UCUUUUAUUAUGAUAAUGAACUGGUUUUGUGUGUUUUCAACACAUUAAGUCAUUGUCCCCAUAACGUAUUAGAUAGUAUUAGACAGAUAAUUGUUAAACGUUCUCCAAACGUUGUUAGCUGGAAGCUAGCUGGCUAGCUCGCUCCCGGUCACUAAAUAGCAUUAUUUGUGGUCGUUUCUACAUUGUUGUCAUGACGUGGUAAUGCAAGAGAAGGCCUGAUAUCUGAACUAUUUUUUAUUUAUUUUUUUAUCUUUCAGAUUGACAUGUUCUGCCCGUUCUGUGUGGUGCAACUGGGGGACGCUCCCAAGUUUUGCCCGUCAUGUGGGCAGAAUGUGGGGUUCCUUACACAGCUUCCAUGAACUCCAUCCACCUCGUCAAGUGAAGGCUGUGGGCCUACAGAUUUCGAUUGGCAUCAUUUCAAGGACCAAGAAUGGGUUAAAACCUCAAAGAGGGAAAACCAUGCCGUUAAAUGUUGAACCCCAGUGGUCAACAACACAAAUCUUGCCAGCUGCUUUAAAGAAGCAGCGAGAUUUUAAUCAGAACGCAAUGGACGAUGGAGAAUAUGUGCUUCUCUAUCCUGAUGGCUCUCAGGUAGAAAAUAUACCUGGUACAGACAGACCUUUUGUUCUGGAGAAUUAUAAAGAGGCCAUUGGGAAAUCCUACCAAAGGAUUACGCUGUACAUCUGCCUUCUUCAGGAUUUGAGUUAUGGAGAUGACUCAUCUUCAGAAUCCGAUGAUUGUGAAGCAUUUGGUCGGCUUCCAAUGAAAAUGUCACCAAAACAAUCUCUGCCAACAACAUCCAGGGCAUCUGGUGGGCAAGCCAAUGGAGUAGGAGCAGGACCCAAAAAGACCACCUCACCAAACACAUCAUGUGAAUUCUACAAUACAUAUACAAAUGUAUAUGCACCAGUUGUCAUUGACAGCAGUUCCUCAGAUGUUGAGGAAGUCGACUACUCUCAGGUGGAAGACAGAGAGCAUGUUUUUGGACUGACUGCUGCUGACGUUUUGUCAAAUCUGUCAGAAGCUAUUGACACGAGCAACUGCAGCAGGUUCAACAUCAACCGUGCCAAUGUCUGGGAUGGGGCUCUGAGGGGAUUUAAGCGGUCCUCGUUUGACCCCACCGGUAGCCUUUUGGUGAAAUUCACCGACGACAUCGGGCAGACUGAGGACGCUGUUGACACAGGAGGGCCUACGCGGGAAUUCCUCACACUGUUGAUGGACGCCAUUAAAAACAGGCGUUUUUUUGAAGGCAGGGAAGAUGGCAAAUACCUGUCAUUUGACAGCAAAGCUGCCGACGGUGAUGAGUACUUCCAUGUUGGAAGAAUGGUGGCCAUGUCCAUUGUUCAUGGUGGUCCAGGGCCUCGUUGCUUUUCCGAGAACUUCUACCACUACCUAGUGGGUAAGGUGAAGACUAUUGAGGCCCCAAUUGCAGACAUACCUGAUCCUGAACUCAGGAAUGUUCUACUUGAGAUUAAGAAUGCAACAACUUUGCAAGAACUCUUGGAACUUGCAGAUAAGCACGCUAGCAUGCUUCAGACAGCAGGAUGCUAUCGAUGCCUGAGGACACUGGAGGAUAAGGAACAAGUUGUUAAUGAUUACAUCCAGUGGUAUUUCACCUCCCGCAACCAUGUUUCCUUCCAGGGGUUCAAGGACGGCCUGGCUACCCUGAACCUUUUCAAUGCUCUGGAACAACAUCCCUCCCUGUUCCUGCCUUACUUGGUCUACAGCGCGGAAGACCUGAAAGCAGAGACUCUAGAGGCGCUGUUCCGUCCACAAAUGAGCCCAACUGGUAGCUCAAACCGCCAGGAGGAGGAGAGAGUGCUUGGCUACUGGCUGGACUACUUAAUCGCUGUAAAAGAGGAAGCAUCUGGGCUGUCCCUGCAGGACGUUCUGAUGUUUGCAACAGGCCUAAAAUAAAUCCCAGCAGCAAAAUUAACACCACAGCCUCAACUCACAUUCCAGAAACACUCAAGGUUUCCUGAGGCUAAUGUCUGCUCAAACACAUUGAAACUCCCGAUAUUACCCUCAUAUGAGAUGUUUGAGGAUAAAUUAUAUCAAUUAAUCAGCCUGCUGUCUGUGUUUGUGUGUGAACGUUCCAAACGUGCAAAAACAUAAUUAUACAUUUAUGUGGCAUUCAGUCCAAUGCUUAAAAUAUCUGUGGCAUUCAGUAGGUCAAUGCUGUGGUAAAGUGUGUAAAGUAUAACCUAGUGUUUCUUUCUGUUCAAUAGAUAGAACUUUAUCAAUCCCCUGUAGGAGAAAUUUGUUAAUGUUUGUCCAAAUAAAACAAUAAUGAUAAAAAAAAAAAUACAAAACAUGACGGUAACUAAGUAAGUCAAACGGUCCAAUCUGAAGGCUCUACUUAAUCACUCCCCCUACUCACUUCCACCAAUG
Messenger RNA from Gadus chalcogrammus (walleye pollock), 2391 nucleotides. Its product is annotated as G2/M phase-specific E3 ubiquitin-protein ligase-like. The record is from RefSeq and is a predicted model, not a curated record. Lineage: Eukaryota; Metazoa; Chordata; Actinopteri; Gadiformes; Gadidae. Gene Ontology annotation, molecular function: ubiquitin-protein transferase activity. The transcript is spliced from 11 exons. Gene Ontology annotation, cellular component: nucleus. Bases 331 to 1917 code for a protein of 528 amino acids.